AUGAAUGCAGACUAUGAGCUGGCACUGUUUAAAGAUGGCAAUAAGAUCUUGGCACUGCUCAAGAACAAUGAGACAAUAUAUGUAAACCCCGGAAAUAAAAAAGACAAAGAAAAGAACAAGAAGCAUUUCCAAAUGCUGUUCACAAAUGGAAGCUACUUCCAGAUAAUAUUUAAAAGUGGAUCAUCAGCUUAUAUUCAAGGGCGUUAUGUAGUCCGGUAUUACAUUAAUGGAAGAAUGCCACCAGAGGAUCCAGAGCCUCUGUCAUUUAGCAUAGGUAAGUGAGUUUCAGUAUAAAUAUAAUUUGAAUAAGAAACCUAUGUUUAAUAAUAAUUAAGUCACAUAAAAUAUUGGCAAAACAUUUCUUUGGAUGUCUCGUAUAAUUAUGAAAUAGAGGUUUAAUAAUAAUUGAGUGGCAUUAAAUAUUGGCAAAACAUUUCUUCAGAUAUUUGUAAACGAAAUAUUCCUCUGACCUGAAUCUUGGCGAGGUUCUUUGCAUAUUUACCAUAUUAACCCAAGCAUGCUAUUGGGUCAUUGGUAUAAAUGUUGUGAAAACUGUGAUGUCCUACUCAAAUAAAGUCACUAGUCUACAACUGUCCCAACAAAGAAUGCAAUGACAACAAUUUUACCCCUCAUUGCCCCCACCUCCCAUGCCACCCCACUUGGCAAAGCGAUAGCCUGUUCACAGACCUCUGUUUUCUCUUAAAAGUCCACUGAGCACACAUGAUAAAAAUAAAAACAGUAUGCAAUUAAAUGACCGCUAGUGCAAGGGGAGGGGAGGGGGGGGGGGGGGGGGAUCUCACUCCGCCACCAAAACGAAUACACCAACAACAAUUUUGCCCCCUGCACCCCCCACCCCCGACUCCACCCCCCUGACAAAAAGCCAGCCCUUUACAAACACCUCUUUUUUUUCAUAAAAGUCCUAGUAGGAAACAGAUAAAAAAAAAAAACAGUGUAGAAAAAGAAGGGGUUAGGAGUAGGGGGGGGGGGGGGGGGGGGGGGGAGAGAAGAAUAUUUUAGUUUCUCUCCAUGUAAGGGAAUCUGGAUUCCGGAAUCUUGGAAAUUUUUGCUUGUGGGAUCCGGACCCUAGGCUUUGGAAUCCGAAAUACAGCUAUAGGAAUCCGAAGUCCCACUAACAAUUGGAAUGCAGAAUCAAAGUUUCACUGAAAAAAGAUGUGCAAUCCAGUAAUUAUGGAAUCCUGAAUCAACAGCGUGGAAUCCAGAAUCCAAGACUGUCUUGGAUUCCCUUACAUGGGGCAAAUUUCUUUCUCGCUUACUCACUGAUUAUUGAAAAAAAAAAUAAAACAACAUCUGUGUACAUACAGGCUAGCAAAGCAACCAAGUCCUAGCAUGACAACCCUUACUCUAGCAAAUCCAUAAUAUCAAUGGGUGUCAAUUAUUUCAUUUUUGGAGUGAUUGCACAUAAGUGCAUCCCUUUCAUACUUUUCACUGUCAUUUUUGUUUAUUCCACAGAAAUAAAUACUACUGCCGAAGCAAAUACUGUUUCUACCCAAGGCAUCAAUGAAGAGCACCCGCAACACGUUCUUACAGGAUUGCCCUCUCCAAAAAUACCCCCAACACCUACGACAGGUAUCUCGAUCACGUAGUAUUCGAAUUUUUAGUCAUCUUGUUAGUUUAACUUUUUUCCCCUGACGCAUGUAAAAAGAAGCACAGCAUUUACAGCUGUUGAUUAUUUCAAUUUAAAUUCCCGGGUCGCAUGCAACUUUGCCAUCAGCACCAAUGGCGUUAUGUUGCUUAUUUUUCAGGUUUGCAGGCAAGAAAAACUCAGAUGCAUGUACCUUGGGAAAUCCUUGUUUUAGCGGUGACUGUAGUGGUAUUGGUUGUAAUUUUUGCAUCCAUCAAAUUGCUCUGGAACAGAAAUUCGGACUAAAAUAUUUUCAAUAGGCU
Molecule: messenger RNA, 1905 nt
Organism: Porites evermanni
Lineage: Eukaryota; Metazoa; Cnidaria; Anthozoa; Scleractinia; Poritidae
Source: the annotation of a GenBank genome assembly